UAAAAAUUUUAGAAAAGUAUGGCUGCAAUAAUUCCACGAGUCCAACGUAUGGGUAUGAAAAUCAAAGCUGUUAAUGCACAAUUUAUAAAGCUGAACACAAAAUAUUUUUCGCAAACGAUCCAAACAAACAUCAUUGAAGGAACAAAUGGUGAAAAAAUUAUUACAUCACCUCAUGGACCAGUUACGUAUCCGGAGAUGCCGAUAAAUCAUUAUAUUUGGGCAGAUAUACAGAACUAUUCUAAUAUGGUUGCAUUGGAGUGCGGCAUAACAGGGAAAAAGUAUACUUAUAGUCAGGUGAGAGAUUACUCAAAUUAUGUCGCACGAAGUUUGUUAAACAUGGGAUUCAAACGAGGUGAUGUUAUUGCUAUUGUAUUGCCUAAUUUACCAGAUAGUCCAAUUGCUCUAUUAGGAUGUAUGGAAGCUGGUAUUAUAGCGACCACUGUUAAUCCUAUUUACACGGCAGAUGAAAUCGCAAAGCAGUUAAUUUCGUCUGAAACGAAAGCCGUUAUCACAUCUCAAACGAUUUUAACGAAUGUAAGAGCCGCAGUAAAUGCGACAAAUCCAAAUUUGAAAAUAAUCGUUAUCAAUGACUACGCAAAAUCAGUAACAGACGGUGUGAUACCAUUUGAAAAUCUCAUAACAAAAGGGAAGUCACUUCCUGGGGUCUCAACAGGCCAAUGGUCACCGGACGAUGUCGCAAUUUUGCCAUAUUCUAGUGGUACAACGGGACUUCCGAAGGGAGUCAUGUUGACGCAUAGGAACCUAGUGGCUAACGUGCAAAUGUUAAAAAAUUCCAUUAGCAAUGAAAGGUGUUUGCCUGCUGAUGGAACUUUCCAAGAGAUAUUACCGGCUGUAUUGCCAAUGUAUCACAUAUACGGAAUGAGCGUCGUUUUAUUCUCAAAAUUGUCAAUUGGUUGUAAACUCAUUACAUUACCAAAAUUUACUCCAGAAACUUAUAUCAGAGUUUUAGAAGAGCAUAAGAUUUCGUUUUUGACAGUUGUUCCACCGAUGAUUAUGUUUUUAUCGAAUUUUGAAAUGGCACGCAAAAAGCAUAUUGAAAAUAUUAAAUUUAUCUUAAGUGGCGCAGCUCCUCUUUCUCACAAUGACGUAGACAAAUUUUAUAAUAAAUUUCAACUCAACAGUGAUAAAGUUCAAUUUUGUCAAGGAUACGGCCUGACAGAAUCGUCACCAUUGGCAUUUUGUGAAAUAACUUUCAAAAAAUUUUCCAGUAUUGGAAAACCUGUCUCCGGGUGCGAUGCGAGAUUAGUUGAUCCUUUAACGAAAAAGGAUAUAGUUGGAUCAGGACAAACUGGCGAAUUAUUGAUUCGGGGACCACAUAUUAUGAAAGGAUAUUGGAAAAAUGAGAAAGCAACCAAUGAAAUAAUGCACGGCGAUUGGCUUCUUACUGGUGAUAUCGCAUAUUAUGAUGAAGACGUAGAUUUCUACAUAACCGACCGAAUAAAGGAACUUAUAAAGGUUAAAGGCUUCCAAGUUGCACCAGCAGAACUGGAAGCGCUUUUGAGAACACAUCCAAAUGUACACGAAGCUGGUGUCAUUGGUAUUCCAAGCGAAAGAUACGGGGAGGUUCCUAAAGCAUUCGUUGUAUUAAAAAAAUCAGGUACCACGAAAGCAGAAGAGCUUCACGACUUUAUGAAAGCAAAAGUUUCCGACUUUAAGGCCAUUCGCGGAGGUAUUGAAUUCAUUGACAAUCUGCCAAAAAAUCCAUCGGGAAAGAUUAUGCGCUCCAAGCUCAAACAAGAUUAUUGUAAAUAAAAACGCUUCAAAUAUAUAUUUUCAAAUGAAAUAUCUUCUAUUUUAUAUACUGUGCAAUGUUUUUGAACUUAAUACAUGUAUAAGAGUUGCAAAUUAUUUAUAUAUAUUCAGAACUUUUGAAUAUGUU
Messenger RNA from Ceratosolen solmsi marchali, 1900 nucleotides. RefSeq names its product 4-coumarate--CoA ligase 1. The record is from RefSeq and is a predicted model, not a curated record. NCBI's taxonomy places the organism in Eukaryota, Metazoa, Arthropoda, Insecta, Hymenoptera, Agaonidae. The coding region runs from base 19 to 1773 and encodes 584 amino acids. Gene Ontology annotation, molecular function: long-chain fatty acid-CoA ligase activity. The transcript is spliced from 9 exons. Gene Ontology annotation, biological process: long-chain fatty acid metabolic process; fatty-acyl-CoA biosynthetic process.